Molecule: messenger RNA, 555 nt
Organism: Selaginella moellendorffii
Lineage: Eukaryota; Viridiplantae; Streptophyta; Lycopodiopsida; Selaginellales; Selaginellaceae
Product: glucosamine 6-phosphate N-acetyltransferase
Exons: 6
Coding region: 60-551 (163 amino acids)
Biological process (GO): UDP-N-acetylglucosamine biosynthetic process
Cellular component (GO): endoplasmic reticulum-Golgi intermediate compartment; endoplasmic reticulum; Golgi apparatus
Molecular function (GO): glucosamine 6-phosphate N-acetyltransferase activity; monosaccharide binding
Source: RefSeq, a predicted model, not a curated record
CGUCAGCCAUAGAGGUACAGCGGGGCUAAGUGACGUGGAUUUCAGGGUUUGUGCAGACAAUGGAGGGCCUGGAGCUGAGGCGAUUGGAGCGAGGCGAUUUUGACAAAGGAUUCCUCCAGCUAAUGCAGCAGCUGACCGUGGUUGGAGAUGUCUCGAGGGAAAUGUUUGAUGCCAAGAUGCAGCAGCUGGAAAAGCUUGGAGACUAUCAUAGGAUUGUUGUGAUCGAAGAUGUGAAAUCCGGCCGGGUUGUGGCCACCGGCAGCAUUUUUAUCGAGCACAAGUUUGCUCGGAGCUGUGGAAAGGUGGGACAUCUAGAAGAUGUUGUCGUGGAUGAACGUAUGAGAGGGUGUCACUUAGGCCAGAGGUACUUAUAUUUUGCUCUAUCAAUCUUUGCUCAACAAUCACAGCGCAGAGUGAUCGAAGCUCUCACCAGUUUCGCAAAGGAUGCUGGGUGUUACAAGGUGAUUCUCGAUUGUAAGCCCGAGAACGCUGCGUUUUAUGAAAAGUGCGGGUACUCCAAGAAGGAAAUCCAGAUGGCAAAGUACUUUUAAAGUU